Molecule: messenger RNA, 1429 nt
Organism: Osmerus eperlanus (European smelt)
Lineage: Eukaryota; Metazoa; Chordata; Actinopteri; Osmeriformes; Osmeridae
Gene: sgcd
Product: sarcoglycan, delta (dystrophin-associated glycoprotein)
Exons: 8
Coding region: 130-996 (288 amino acids)
Biological process (GO): heart contraction; cardiac muscle tissue development
Cellular component (GO): sarcoglycan complex; sarcolemma
Source: RefSeq, a predicted model, not a curated record
GUGUGUGUGUUCUCCCUGGUGCUUCAAAAAUAUUUCUCAGAAGCGCAGUUCAAAUACCGACCCCUGGAUUCAGGCGGGAAAUUAAUUUGCUGUUUCCUUUUCGCCAGGAGGAGAAAAGUUAGGACGGCGAUGACCCAAGAACAGUGCACUCAUAGGAACAAUGUCCAGAGCUCAGAGAAACCUCACGUGUACAAGGUGGGCAUCUACGGCUGGAGGAAGCGCUGCCUCUACUUCUUCGUCCUGCUGUUGAUGAUCCUCAUCCUGGUCAACCUGGCCUUAACCAUCUGGAUCCUCAAGGUCAUGAACUUCACCAUAGAUGGGAUGGGGAGUCUGAGGAUAACAGAGAAGGGUGUGAAGCUGGAGGGAGACUCGGAGUUCCUGCAGCCCCUGUAUGCCAAAGAAAUCCAGUCCAGACCAGGCAGCCCGCUGCUCCUGCAGUCCUCCCGAAACGUGUCCAUCAACAUCCUGAACCAGAAGAACCAGCCCGUCACCCAGCUAGUGGCAGGAUCCAGGGGCGUGCUGGCUCGGGGGAAGAUGCUGGAGGUCAAGUCCAGCACGGGGAAGCUGCUGUUCUCCGCUGACGAACAGGAAGUGGUGGUGGGGGCUGAGAGGCUGAGGGUGAUGGGUGCGGAGGGAGCAGUGUUCAGUAACUCCCUGGAGACUCCACACGUCAGAGCUGAGCCGUUCAAAGAGCUGCGACUGGAGUCUCCCACCAGGUCCCUCUUCGUGGAGGCUCCUAAGGGGGUGCAGAUCCUGGCCGAGGCCGGGGACAUCCAGGCCAUCUGCAGAAGUGACCUCCGUCUGGAGUCCAAAGACGGAGAGAUCACCCUGGACGCCCAGAGGAUCCGCUUGUUGCGUCUGCCGGAGGGCAAGGCGUCCGCCUCGGGGAGCAGGCAGCCUGUGUUCGAGGUGUGUGUGUGUCCCAACGGCAAACUGUUUCUCUCUCAGGCCGGGAUCGGAUCCACCUGCCAGAUCAGCAACAACGUCUGCCUCUAGAACACACACACACACACACACACACUGAUACGCAAAUACACACACACACUGAUACACACAUACACACACACACACACAGAUACACACCCACACACACAGGGAUACAUCCACAAGCAUACACACACACACACAGAUACACACACGGAUACACACACACUGACACACACACACACAUUCUGACAGACAUACUCUCACACUGAUAAACGCACAACCUUUCGUACACAAACCAUACAAAUCCACACACAAACGCUUUUAAACACAACUUCACACAAAUAGAAGCUACCACUAAUACAAAUAUAUACACACACAAUGGGCACUGACACACAAACAGAAUUACAUGAACAUGUGAUUUAUCUAAUAUUAAAGCUUGAAAAUGCACACACACACAUCUCCCCCAUAACACACUCACGCCUACACACACACACACACACAC